Zerene cesonia (dogface butterfly) is the source of this 1988-nucleotide messenger RNA. RefSeq names its product parafibromin (gene hyx). Gene Ontology annotation, molecular function: RNA polymerase II complex binding. The transcript is spliced from 12 exons. The coding region runs from base 215 to 1861 and encodes 548 amino acids. Gene Ontology annotation, biological process: positive regulation of transcription elongation by RNA polymerase II; transcription elongation by RNA polymerase II. Gene Ontology annotation, cellular component: Cdc73/Paf1 complex. The record is from RefSeq and is a predicted model, not a curated record. Lineage: Eukaryota; Metazoa; Arthropoda; Insecta; Lepidoptera; Pieridae.
AAAAAAAAUAGAAGUGAAUAGAAAUGGAGAUCGUAGUGUUUUACAUCGUGUGUCAACAGUUUCUGAUAGCUUAUGUUUUAUAGUGAAAUAUAAAUAAAAGUGGAAACGUUUUCGGCUCCUUUGUGCAAAUAAUGUUCAUAGCUUGUUAAAUUUUAGCGAGUGUUUUUAGGCAAUAUUUUGUUUGUUUAUUUAACGCCAACAAGACGAAGUAAUCAUGGCGGAUCCACUAAGUUUGCUUCGCCAAUAUAAUGUAAAUAAAAAAGAAAUUAUUGAACGGGAUAACCAAAUCAUAUUCGGCGAAUUUUCCUGGCCGAAAAAUGUUAAAACAAAUUAUCUUAUGUGGGGUUCGGGCAAGGAGGGCUGCGAAAAAGAAUAUUACACAUUGGAAUGCCUGCUUUUCAUACUUAAAAAUACUCACUUGACCCAUCCUGUUUAUGUAAAACAAGCAGCUGCUGCAAACAUACCACCUGUGCGCCGUCCGGAUCGUAAGGAUAUGCUUGCAUAUCUCAAAGGUGAGACAGCAACAAGCGCAUCUAUUGACAAAAGUGCACCGCUAGAAAUUCCAACACAGGUUAAACGAACACAUGACCAUGAUGGUGGUGAAUCAGCAGCCAAGAAACCUCGUAUUGAAGAGAUUCAUGUACAGAAAGUGCGAGAGCAACUCGCAGCCCGCCUUGAUGCACCUAAAGAAGCUUCUGUCACAGUUGACAAUAUCAAAUCUCUAUCUGAAGCUAUGUCAGUUGAAAAGAUUGCUGCAAUUAAGGCAAAACGUUUAGCUAAAAAAAGGACUACAAUUAAAAGUAAUGACUACUCUGAUACACUUGGUGUGGUUGGGUCAGAUUUGAGGGCUAUUCUGGAUUAUGAUGUUGACCUCACCAAGGAUAUUAUCAGUCGAGAAAGGCAGUGGAGGACUAGGACAACAGUAUUACAAAGCAAUGGAAAAAUAUUUGCAAAGAGCAUUGGUGCACUACUUGGAAGUAUAAAAGCAAGGGAAGAAGGUAGGGCAGGAGUACCGAGACCCCAGCCAGUGGUGCUUCCUCAACCCACAGCAAUUCCUGCUCAGCAAACACAGUAUAACAGAUAUGAUCAAGAAAGAUUUAUUAGACAAAAAGAAGAAACGGAAGGAUUUAAAAUUGACACUAUGGGGACAUAUCAUGGGAUGACGCUGAAAUCGGUGACAGAGGGUCCAAGCGUGCCCGUUGCAGCGCGAGCUCCUCCCACACCGAGCCAUCCACGACAAAUGCCACAAAAUGGUCCCAUACCAAGCACACCAGGUCGUAAAGAGCUACUUCCAGUUGCGGCUGCAAGGCCUCCGACAGGCGGGGGGAAGAGACCCUCGCGAACGCCCAUCAUCAUCAUACCCGCAGCUGCCACAUCACUCAUAUCCAUGUUCAAUGUUAAGGAUAUGCUUCAGGAUCUCAAGUUUGUGGCUGUGGAGCAAAAGAAAGCAGAAGGAGCCACACGUGAAAACGAAGUGUUAUUGCAGAGGCGAAAGGGUCCAUCUGGUGAUAAUGUACCCAAUAACGCAACAACAAUAACGGUCCCAUAUCGCGUUGUGGACAACCCUGGCAGACUGUCGGCAGCCGAGUGGGACCGCGUGGUGGCCGUGUUCGUGCAGGGACCCGCUUGGCAGUUCAAAGGCUGGCCUUGGGAUGGAAACCCUGUACAGAUUUUUGCGAAUAUAUGCGCGUUCCAUCUGAAGUUCGACGAGAUGAAGUUAGACGCGAACGUGGCGCGCUGGGCGGUGACGGUGCUCAACCUGAGCCGCACCAAGCGCCAUCUCGACCGCGCCGUGCUGCUGGGCUUCUGGGAGACGCUCGAUAAGCACAUGAUGAAGAAUAAGCCACAUCUUAGGUUUUAAUUUUGUUAUAGUGUUAUUGAAUUUUAUCCCAUAGAUAAAUAAUAAAUAUAUUGUGUGAAUAUAUGAACGCCUUACUAGCAAGCGAAUCUAAGUCAAUUCAUACCAUUUAAUUACUAUUUUGACUGAC